Molecule: messenger RNA, 10290 nt
Organism: Dunckerocampus dactyliophorus (ringed pipefish)
Lineage: Eukaryota; Metazoa; Chordata; Actinopteri; Syngnathiformes; Syngnathidae
Gene: epg5
Product: ectopic P-granules autophagy protein 5 homolog (C. elegans)
Exons: 45
Coding region: 548-8275 (2575 amino acids)
Biological process (GO): autophagosome maturation
Cellular component (GO): cytoplasm
Source: RefSeq, a predicted model, not a curated record
AUUUCUCACGUGACUGGGGAUAGUGACGGCACAGUUCCUGGAACAAACAAAACAAAUGACAGCUGAACGGCAAGGGAGGCUACCGUCGCAUGUCACCCGCUUACGUGACACGUUUUCUUAUUUAUGUGACAUGAGAAGCAAAACGGAGACAUUCAAGACGCUGUUAGUUGUAUUAAAUAGGUGGAAGACUGCGCGACUUGCAAACAAACAUCUACCCAUUAGCUAUAGCUUAGCCUUGCCUGCGUCAUAAAUAUGUGUCCGUCCCAUUUGGUGUAUGAUAAUAUGUCUACACUGUGAAGUAGUCGCUCUUUAAACUGCGCUGUUAGUUGUCGCCAACCAGCUUUCGAUGAAUUAUUUCGUUUACAAACGGUGUCGGUGUUUAUCUUGACAACACAGCCUGCUGCUUGCUGCUUAUCGCAAGGAAUAACUUGUCUGCUCCUUUGACCGAUGGGUUGUUAUUGAUCUUAUAGGCAUAAAGUACUAUAGAGACCGCUUACCUUAGUAAAGCUUUCUCCGGAAGGGAUGUGAUGUGAGUGCUGAUCUAAAGAUGGAGGCUGUGCGACACAAGAAGACCAAGGCAAAAGUCGGUGGGAAGGUGGUCAGAAAGCAGAGAACGACAGAAGACAGGAGGAAUGCUGCCCCUUCAGUCAUUUGUGAUGAGGCUUCCACAUCUGAAUUUACCAGCAUCCCUCUCAGCCUGCCACAUCAGGAGAAGUGUGACCCUGCUCACCCCCCUGAGACGAAAGCACAGUCAUUAGGUUUGCCUGCAGAGUCGCACCAGACGUUCUUUUCACAGGGAUCAUCAACAGCAGUGUUAACUGAGACUUUGCAGUCUGCUCUACAUUUGCCACGGACGUCACAAGCCACAGUGCAACAAGCAGAGUCAACACAUCAGGAAGAAACUGAUGGUGGCGUUUUGGUCGCUCAGCUUCAGGGUGCAUCACAAGGCACCAACCUGGAAGCAGAUAAAUGUGUUUCAAAACAUUUUGACUUGAAACAUGUCCCAAGUGCUCCGACACUGUACCCAUCUGUCCCAGUUCUGGAGGAGGGAUCCAUGAUAGAGCUUCACAGAGAAGCUGUGAGCACUUGUGGCAAAGGACCAGCAGUUUUGGCGCUGGUUGAGCAUGAAACUUCUCCUCCAAGUCUGCAGCCUCUGGAGUCUGUAGCUGAACUUUCCAGGAAUAAGCUCUACCCCGAAUUACCAAGGCCAGCAACAGAUAUUCAGCCAUUCUCCCUAGAGCAGUUGAGCGUAUGGGAGCCUGCUGAAGGACUGCGGGUUUGGCUAGAAGGCGUUGAAUUAUGUGCGGCACAGUUCUGUGCUUUGGCUCGACAGGAGAACCACGAACUAGCAGAACUUCUGCAGAACUACUGGCGCUGUCGCAGACAGCUGACCCAAUCUCACACGCAACUACACACACAGUCCUCUGACUGCAAAAGUACUCAAAAUCGUCUGUGGAGCUUCAGAGAUGAACAGUUAACACUCCAGGGUGUGUGUGCAGACCAGUCCAAAGUGUGUGGGUACCAUCGUUUUCAGCAGGCAGAGUUCAGUCAGGGUGUGCUGACUGAGCUGAGCAGGUUGUUUGAAGUUCGCAGUGAGCUGCUCCAUCAAAAAGUGGCACUGCAUGCAUACACUGCUUUGCUGUCACGCCUCCAGGUGGAGUCAUACUUGUACCACCUAUUAAAAGAUUGUUCCGCGAGCCAGUCCCGUUCCCUUCAGCCUCUUAAAGAGGCUAUCAGCGUCCUCUUUAGCUUAACACGAAGAGUCCUGGAUGACACACAGUUCCAGACAGAUAUCCACCACUGGUUGGAAAGACUGGUGGCAGUGUUGCUGCAUGUUGGCGGAUCAGGAGAACACCUGUACCUGCUGUGUCAUCUGAUGUGCUGUCCUGCUGGAGUGGGCAAGUGGGCUGCCCCUUUCCUCCAGAUCCAAGUUUGGAGGAAUACUUGUGGAGUGCAGAACUUCAUGCAAGCCCUUGCAGUUCUAAUGUCACCUGCUCGACACCGUGCAGAAUUUCUGGGCCAUAUGAAACCAUGUGAGAGCCUCAAUUCAACUUCAUCUGGACCUGAGUCAGGCAACUGGACCCUUGUGGAUGAAGGAGGCGAAGAGGAUGAGGAUCCACUGAGCAGCUGGUUGCUUCUGUGUGAGGAUGAUCUCAUCUCCUUUAUUACCCAGUUCCCGUUCCAGCAACUCUAUUCACACAUGUUGGGGAUGAGCAUGCAAGGUGUCUAUGAGCCUCAGGGCUACUCUAGCCAGAAGAUGAUGCGUGUUUUUGCAUUUGCGUCCUCACUCAUUGAAAUUCUCGCCCUUGGCCUGCAAACCUAUAACAGGGCCCGAUAUAGACAGCUAGUGAAACGAAUAGGACACAUCAUACGCAUGACAGUGUGUUAUGUCAGUGAUCACUGGGCGCAGUAUGUGAGUGUGAUUGGCUCCAGUGGCUCCAGCUCUCAUGUACACACUUUGUCUCUGGAAAAGCUUCAGGUUGAAUACGAUCAUCUCUUCUUCAGGGCUGUUCUGCAUGUUCUGAGAAACAAGAGGUUGGGAAUUUGGUUGUUUAUGUCUGAGAUGCCAUAUGGGACCCUGUCCAGCUCCAUGCUGUGGAGGAUCCUUUAUGUGAUGCAGUGUGCAGAAACAGCAGGACAAGAAAUUCUUAGUACUGCUAAUGACACACAGUCCUGCAUUCAGGCUCUCAGAGAACCAGAGCACCAAGAGAGGUUUGAGCUGUGGUUGUGUGAGGUGAACAGCUCUGACGGCAUCUCCCUCCUCACCGCACUAGCGCACAUGGCCACACCCACUCAAAACUCAGAUCCUGCCUUUGUCACGACCAUCACACUGCUGAUUUACCAGGUGUCUUAUGUUACUGUGACGACCAGAGAAAUUUACUCAAAAGUUGGAAGAGAAUUGUUGGCGACCAUUGCCACAGCCCACCCUUACAUUAUCUCGGUGCUCCUGGACAGGCUGAGAGAGACUAUCCAAGCUGUUGGCAUGGUGGCACUGUACUUGUGCAAAGAGCUGCCUCUCAGUCUGUGGCGUCCACGACCAGAAGAAAUAUGCGUGAUAGGAGCUUGGCUGCUGCAGCAUCCUCUAUCUGCUGUGGAGAAUCGUCUGGCAUGUGUUAUACUGGAGGGUCUCAACUGGGGAUACGCACAGGAUGGCUCUUUGGCCCUGCCGUCAUUGCUCCACAGUGAGGUGGCUCUGCUGGUGGCUGAGGCCUUUCAAAAGUAUCUGACUGACAAACCAUACAGUGGCCUAAUUUCAGAAGGAAUUAAACAGGUGUCAUACCUUGCCAGUGUCCUUCGUUUAGGUGUAUCGCCUGAAGCGUCAUUCAGCCAAUGGGCUUGGCAACUGUUGCUAAGGCUAAAGCUCCAUGCCAAUGCUCAGAACCCAAAAGGAGCAUGGUCAGUCCAGUGUCCAGUGUCCAGCCCACCUGCAGAACUUACACACUCUCCCAGCAUGCACUCUGUUCUUAGGGCUGUAAAAGCAGGUAUCCCUAUUGGAGCAUACCUGUCUAUUGCCAUGACAACAGUGGGACAUAGCCUGGAGCACUUUUGCACAGAUGGAAUUGGCUUUUUAAAGAAUCUGAUUCAGUCUCGUCACCUAAGAGCUGCUGUACACCUCCUGGACAACAUUCUCCCUCAAACCUACCCACUCAGUUUUUAUCUUCUCAACAACUCUCAGUUUGUCAACUGUAUUCAGUUAUUUUUGCAGUACGACAGUGUGUGUCCUCAAGGUGUGACACAACAGGUCACACACCGGGUAGCACCCCUUCUCACCGGAACCACUUAUGGAGACAAUGUUCGACUGCUGAACAGUGUCAUUCAGAGCCAUGUGGUAGAGAGUUCACAGCCUGGUUGUGUCGGUGCUGCAGCUGUGCUGGAAUUUUGGGUGGGGAUUUUGACACAACACAACUUGUGGUACCGAGAUAAAACAGUCCUGUUCCUCAUGGAUCAGAUUUGCUGUGCUGCAUUCACACACCAUCAGGAGGAUUGUAUGCACAAACUCCUGUACCAACAGCAUAAGAAUGCUUUGGGAUACCACGGAGACAGAGGUCUGCUCUCCUCUCUGGUUGGCUGGAUUGCUGGACAUGCCACACCAUCCUUCAUCGAGGGCCAAUCGCUGAGUACAGAGGUUUGGUUUGCCUGGCUGGUGCUUAAUAUGGAGAGCACGUUUGAGGAAGACUCUCAGCUCAGACGCUGUGUUGAACAUGAGCUCCUGUCGGAGCCUAAUAUCUCUCCAGAACAAGCCUUAAAGAGGGCACAGCAGAGGUUGAAGUUGCCGGUCACCCCGUCUCUACAACGGCUACAAGUGUAUCGCUGGGCCUGGCAGGCAUUAGCCACGCCCCCUGAUCACCCCCUUAUUCCGCUGGUUUGGCAGAAGUUCCUACAGCUCUACCUCAGGCAGCCUGGUCCAGAUUAUGGACUGGCUGCAGGUGGCUGCAUUGGCCGACGGUUCUUCCAGGCUUCCUCCCAGGCCAAUUUGCUGCGAGAACUGAGGCAGAGAAUACAGGAAGUGUCCGAUUUCCACCAUGCUGCUAGCCAGGCACUGAGGGUGCCCCCGUCACACUCGCCUUCAGCAGACAAUCUGUGCAAUCAGACUCCGGGCAACCCCUGUCACCCCUGCCUUACCUCUCCUCAGCUGCACACAGAGCUGGUCAGGUUGUUUGGUGUUUUUGCUGUGUGGUUGGAUGAUGAAACGCUGCAGAAGCAGGAGGUUUACCUUCCCUCUCUUCCUCCCGAGUAUGAACCACACAGACUUGCACAGGUUAUGCAGCAGCAACAGGAACUGUGGCUGGAGUAUGUGAACCACGAGCGUCUGCAGUACGACAGGAAGGAGGUACUAUCCCUGUGGGAGAAGGUGCAGAGCGAGCCAUCUUUCCUCCAGGCACAAAACCCCAGCUUCACAGACUACACCAGCCUCAGCAAUGCAAAGGAACGUAUCCUGUCCAACCUGCAGAAGCAUCCAGUGCCACAACCAGCUCCAGACCUCCAACACCUAAAAAUCCCUGUCCCUGAAGUCCCCAACAUCUGUCUCUCUGACUCUAAAGCUGCUGCAGAACUACUGCAGCAAGACCUCAACAUCCUGCAGGACCAAGCCAGGAUUGCAGUAUCAAGAGAAGCCCAGCAGGUGGCGAUGGAACAGGAGCUUCUGGAGAGUCUUCCUCUGCUUUACAAGAACCGACCUGAGCAAGUGACCAUGACCCUGGAAUGUAAAGGGAAGGGAGGGCAGCCAUGCCAGGGUCCUGCUAACAUCACAGUUACAUGUGAGUCUAUCCAGAGACAGGAGGCAGUGCAGACUCAGAUAACGUCACUGCGAAGGGACAUCAAGAACCUUCAAACUGAUGCCAUGGCUCCGCCUCCUCAAAGCCUGGCUCAGGCUGCUGUCCACACAGAGAACUUUAUCACGGCUCUGGUGAACAUGUACAAAUCACAGAAGUCCCCGUCAGUGCAACAUGUUGGUGUGUCAGCCUUCUAUCAGGUGGUCUCCUUUGUAUGUGAAGACACACUGCGACAUCCACCAACACGCCAGUACCUCACCUCGUGUGUGGAGAUACUGGGACAGGUGUUCAUCCAGGGUAAUCCUGAAGAGUGUGGCCGUGUCCUGAAGACCAUCCUGGAGCACAGACAUCUUUGCCCUCUCAUUUCUUCUUUUUUCACGCCCAACGCAGCCCCGGCCGAGCUCGUCUUCCUUUACCAAGAUGUGGUGACAUCCCUACACCUUGAUAGUGCAGAUGUCAUUUUCAUGCUUCUCACCAAGUUUGAUUUGUCCGCCUGGCUGAACGAAGCCCAACCUGUGUUUUCUGAGAGGACCCGUUUACUUGAGUUAAUCCAUGGAAGUCUCUGUGUCUGUGGCCCAGAUCCCGAACCAGAACUUCUCACCCCUUUUCACCUUUUCACCAAACACUGGACUUGGCUUCUACGCCACCACUUCCCUGACCACUACAGUGACUGCCUGCGUCUGCUUAUGACCAGCUCGUCAAACCAGUUGCUAAGUCCUGAAUGCUGGAAGGUGACUCUUCGAGUGUUAGGCUGCUCUCCUCCGUCUCGCAGCAUCAAGAACAAAAGCGAACAAGUUGUCAGCACUUUUGAGGUGUCUGGACGUAUACCGACAUCCCCAGCAUCUCCCUGUCGGUCCUCCAUCAGCCUCUCUCCUCAGCAGGUGGACGAGACAAUAGAAUGGCUUAGUGAUUUCUUCCUGCGGAGUCGUCUCAGCAAGCCUGACCUGCGCAGCUUUGGCCUCUACUCUGCCUGGUCUCCUUACAUCAGUGAGGUUGUUUCCUUGUGGGACCAUUUAAUCGGCUCUCUAAUUAGCGUGUCACUCAGCAGCUGUGCCCGAGAGUCUGUGGGCAGCAAUAAAGUAAUGAAAGCGCUUCAUGACUUGCACAGUAAGAUUGUGAAAUUAUUCAAGCCUUGGAUAUUUCCCCUGGACACUGAGGAUGGAAGUAAUCUCAAGUGCUUCCCAUGGCUGGAGACUGAUGCAAGUCUGGCUGGAUGUCUGGUUGGCCUCUAUGCUCAAAUAAAUGACACACUGCACCAGAGAUCCAAAGAUCGCCUAUUCCCUGGUCAGAGAGGUGCUCUGUGGCUCUGUAUGACGCAGUACUGUGAAAGCUGCACCUCUCCGCGGACACCGGAGUACCUGUUGUACCUGCACCACACUCACCUGCGCAGCCUGCCAUGGAGACACCUACAUCCUGACACUCAGCUCAUGGAGCAGCUCUUUAAUGUUGAGAGAGGAAGUCCAAAGAGCUGUUUCCUGUUUAUGGGAGAGGUGUUAUGUGAGGUUAACUGGGUCAGCGUCCUAAGCGACCACAUACACUCUCUUCCAGCAUCCACAGCAGGCCCACCUCAGUCCACUGUGGAUCCUCAGAAGAAGGAAUCGCACACCAUGCUCGUCUAUUUGUUGUACAUGCUGGUAUUUCUGGCAAAAGAGGAGCAGCUCCUCAGCCAACAGGACUCCCCUCUUCUUAGUCUGUUGGUUCAGUGCACAUCACUGCCUUGGCACCAGCUGGAUCUGUCGUCAUACCAAGGGGUUCUGGGAUAUGUCAGCACCCACUACACUCCAUCUCUGCUGCUUAGCACUGAUUCAGCAUCUCAGUUGUUGCUGAAAUCUCUUCGUAAUGCUGCUGGACUCCACCCUGGACCUAAUGAAACUGCUCACAUGGAUGGGACGCUGAAGGCCGCUGCAUACGUGUCCUGGUGUGUGCAGUUUUUGGCAACUCUUGAGCAAGCCGGCAGCAUCAGUGUGAACACGUUGGAGACACAGCUGGAGAUGCUGUUGGAGAGCAUCAUCACAUUCAUCCCGCCAGAGACAGGUUUGGAACAGAGGCACAUGGCAUUCAGCAGCCUCUUCAGUGGUGCACUAGCUCUGCUCAAUGGAGUCAGCGUCUCAACGGGAGAGGCCCUCGCAGCUCAGGUCAUUACCUGGCUGGAGAGGAAAGGGAGGUGCUUUCCUAUUCUGCCUCUGCUCACAGCUUGCUCCUGCUGUCUGGCCUCAGUGCGCCACAUGACACGCAUCAUGGAGGCGUGUAUCACAGCCCACUUUAACCAUGCUGAGGAGGAAUGUGUCGGCUGGGGUCCUGUGUUGGCAUCACUGCAAGUGCCCGAGCUCACAGUGGAAGACUUCCUGUCUGAGAGCCAAUCAGGAGGCAGCUUCCUCACGCUGUAUGCCUUCAUCCUGCAGCGCCUUAACUCUGAACACACAGCAACCAAUGAGAGGAGGACGCUUGCUCUCAUCAACACAUGGACCAAUCAGGUUUUCCCCAGUGGACCCAGCGAUGAAGCCAAGCUGUUUCUUUGGUGGCACAAAGCACUGAAUCUAGCAGUGGAGCAGCUUCAGCCUCAGGGGGGCCACAGCGAAUUAUCAGGUGUGGUCGUGGGUCUACUGAAGUUGCAAACCAGACUACUUCAACUGGGAGAAGAAAGGCUCAACUCUGGACUACUAGGGGCCAUCGGUCUUGGGAAGAAGUCCCCGGUUUCAAACAAAUUCAGGGUGGUGGUUCGCAGCCUUGCAGCAUUCCUCUCCAUCCAGAUACCAUCAGAGAGCGAACUCCGAUUGCAGCCCACCACUGACCUACAGCUCUCUGCAAAAGCACAGCAAACAUUGGGGCUGCUUGAAGCCAUGCCCAGCAAUAAGCAAUACAUGGAAUUGGAGGAUUCUGUGAAAAAAGCUCUUCAGUUCAUCCGUUACCCAGGGCACUGUCUUAAAGAUGGACCUCGACUCCUGGCUCUGCUAACCAACCUGCUUUACCCAGACCUCAGAUACCUGCACAUUAUACAUUGACCCAAUAAGAUGACCCCUUGGAAAACAAUGAUGGAGCAAAGUGUUCUCAAACCUGUGACUUCUCUUAAGUGGCCUUUGUAGUGACAAACCUCUCCAGAGUUCAAGAUGACUGAACCACAUUUAUGUCAUCUGCUGACAUUUGCACUUUGUUUUGUCCUCUUAUCAUCAAGCCUUUUUACACUUUUAAUGAUAUGCCUGGUGAUCUCCAUUGCAUAUUUAUUGCAGAAUCUAAUCUCUGUUCUGUGUGUUGACAGAAAAAUGAUAAGAUGGCACAAGAUUAUUUGGUAGUUAUUGAGGGACAUUUCUGAUCAUAAGCUUUUCAGGAAUAAGGUGGCGAGCACCACUUGGAAAAUUAGGCUACUAUCUCAUUAUGAAAACAGGGUGUGAUGGAGUCUCAUUACUGCUGACACAGAAAAGAUGGCUGCCUCUCUGAAAUGAUCAUGUACUAGUAUUAUCAUCUCCCACCAAAUGUGCUUUAUAAGGAGUAUUAAGGCCAGACUGAAAAGAAAAAAAAGAAAAAUUUUAUAAGGAAAAGGUUGUAAUAUUAUGUAAAAAUCAAAAUUGUAGGAAAUGUGUAUAUAUAAUUGCAUUAAGAUGAGGACAGUUGAGGACAUUGCCAAGUUAUACAUUAGCAUAAGUUCGACAUCAACAGCAUCAGUAUCGUUUGUUAUUGUACAAAUUCUUAUGUCUCUUCCUGACAAAGAACACUCGCUGAAAUCCUCUUGUUGGGAUUUUUUAACUAAUACUUCAUCAUAUUAGCUGAUUAAAACAUGUCAGACAUCUACAGAGAGAUGGCAGCUGCCGGUUCUCCAAUUGUUGCGUUUGUGUGGGAAUUUCGACAUUCACCCAUCAAAAAAAUUUAAUCUCAUAUUACAUUUUUUAAAUUACUUUUUUAGCAUUAGGAGUUUACUGUUUUCUUCUUUUUAGUAUGGCACUUUAUACUCCUACAUAGCUGCCCUUGUUUUGUUUUUUUGCCAAAGGUAUGUUUUUGUUGUUUUUUUGCAUGAUUAGCCAUGAAUGACCAUGUAGUCUUGAGUCUGGUAGAACAACUUGCGAUGUGGCACUCAAAAGUUCUUACAGUACCUCUUCCAGUGUACCACACAUGCACACACACACACACACACACACAAAUAGUGUUAUGUAAUGGUCUUAUGUUCAGAUUCACCUGUUUUUCACAUUUCCAGUCUCUGUCGUGCAGUGGUUAAGCAUUUCUUUGUAUGAGUCAGUGAUCAGAGACGAGACUAAGAACUGAACAUCUCAUAGCUGCUGUUUGUUACAAAUGUUGUAGAGAGGAACGGUGGCCCUGCGGUGCAAUCAGACAGUGUUUAGUGAAGCCUCUGCAAAAAAAAAACAAAACAUCCAUUUCUAUUCUCCAAGAGCAACACGACAGGUGCCCAAACUGCAAUUAAAUUUUUUUUGUGUGUAAAAAAAGAUGUGAUUUGUUCACGUACCGGUACAUUGUGUGUCCUCAUCUGACACCACUUUGGUCUCUAUGGUUACACAAAGGGAGGAGGUGAGGAGGAUGGCUUGUACUAAAGCUUGGAGAAAGGGAACUAAGUGGGGAGGGGAGAUAUGCAUAGGCUCAUGUUCCUGCCUCUUUUUUUUUACACUUGAAAACAUCCUGUGGUGAUUUUGUGUAAAGCUUCUGUCUGGCGCUCUCCUCGACCUUCUGUUCUCUCGUCUCUCAGCUCAGAUGGUGUAGAAUAUACGCUGAAGCACGCCCGAUUUAUGUAACUUUGCCAUGCUGGCAUACCAUGUUCUCAGACACACACACACACACAAAAUGAGACAGAGCACUCCUGGCAGACACAUCACUGUCUGGCAGAUCCCCGUGUCACCAUGGUAACCCAGCAUCAGGUCAGGAAUUGUUGUUCCUAGACUCUUGUAGCCCACAAACAAACAUGUCCAGAAACAUACUGCUUACUUUGUGUACUGUACAUAAUUUGCCACUUCUGUGUGAACCACUGACGUUUUUAUAGGACAGUCAUUAAAAAUGCUUGGGAAUUUCUGAAUAU